This is a messenger RNA of Paramecium octaurelia, 3941 nucleotides long. The record is from the annotation of a GenBank genome assembly. Lineage: Eukaryota; Ciliophora; Oligohymenophorea; Peniculida; Parameciidae.
AUGAAAGGACGAAAGAGUUCUGCAUCAAAAUUCGAUAGAAAGGAGUUUGAUUAGAGAACAUUAAGUGCUGCAGUGAAUUUGAUCGUUUAUGGGUGUCAUGUUCAAAAAUAUAAUAAAUCAAAUAGAAAACCGAUAUCUAGAUUGUAUUAUUUAUAUGAGGAGGACAUGGAUUAUUUAUAAUACUUACAUGCAGGCAGACCAUUUACGCAAUGUAGAAUACCAUUGUUAGAUAUCAUCGAAUUAAGAGAAAUUCCAACAACAGAGUCAUUCUAAAAUUUACCUUAUCAAAGAACUCUUUAAAUAACAUUUGCGAGCAAAAAGCAUACAAUUUUAUUUAACACAAAGAAUGAAAGGGAUCUAUUUUGGCAAGGUUUAUAAUAUUUUAUUGAUGUGGCAGAACACAAUUUGAUUAGAGAUAUAAAAAGCACGAAUGAUAAUCCAAUAGUUGAAUAAAUCACCUUAAAAUAAAUUAAAGGAAUGCUACCAUAAUUGUCAAUCACAAAAUAAGAAGUAAUAUAUCUAAAAUCUAUUUGCAGCUCAAAAGCCUCUUUAAUCAAUAUGAUUUGGAAAGAAGAGGAUUUAUUUCCAGCUCUGAUUAUCAAGAUUUACUCAAGAGAUUGAUGAAUCAGGAUUUCGUGCGAUUUAUAUUUGAUAGAUAUGCAGUGUAAUAAAUGAACAAAUAAGAAUUUAUUAAAUUCUUAGCAAACGAAUAAUCUCCAUAUCAAAAGCAAUGUGAAGACGCAUUUAGAUUGUUCGCCAAAUAAGAUGGAAACAACUUUUCGUUAUCGUUCUUAGAAUUCUUAAAUUAUCUUCUAAGUACUUACAAUUAAUUGUUUGAUUACCAAAAAACAUAAAUCUAUUAAUCUGAGGAUUAUCCUUUGACUGAUUACUGGAUAAACUCUUCUCAUAAUACAUAUCUAAUGGGUGAUUAAUUGACAAGUGAAAGCUCUAUUCAAGCCUACAUAAAUGCCUUUCAAAAGGGUUGUCGAUGUGUAGAGCUAGAUUGUUGGGAUGGAGAUAAUAAUCAACCAAUCAUAUAUCAUGGAUUCACAAUGACUUCAAGAAUAUCAUUUGAAUCUGUCAUUCAAACCAUCAAAGAAUAUGGAUUUAAAUAUUCCAAAUACCCAUUGAUUCUCUCCCUCGAAGUCCAUUGUUGUGUUAAGCAAUAGGAUGUUAUGGCAGAUAUUUUAAAAACCUAUUUAAAUGAAAAUCUCUUACUUUUACCAGAUGAUUAUAAGUCUUCUGAAUACUAUCCGAAACUAAAUAAGCUAUAUUACAAAGUAAUCAUAAAGCAUCGAGGUAAGAUGAAAUCGAGUUUACAAUAUCGAGAAAGAUUCAUAUCAAUAUCUCCAAUUAAUAUACUUUAGCCUAAUUUUGAAGAAUCUGAAAGUCCUGACAUAAUUAAAAGACCAAGCCUUUCAAUAUAAGCUGAUUAGUAAUAAUUAAAUACACCAACCACUCUGAAGCCAAGAUCUUAAAAGUCAUUCAAGAGACAAGAUCAUGGAUUACCUAUGCUUUAACUUAGAAACACUAUUAAUCCUUUUUAGAUUGAUGAGGAGAUGAAGCCAAAUAAAGUAAUACACAAGACUAAAACAGAAACAACACUAAGACCUAAAUAUAAGAUCUCAAAUAUUGAAACUCAGUUUUAAUUUGAUGCACCUAAUCCAAGAUGUUAAAUUGUGCAAUUACCAUUAAAGGUGGAUUCUGAUGAAGAUAUAUCUAUUGACAAAGCGAAAAAAGAGAAAGCUGAAAGUCUCAAGAUGAGUUCAAUAACAGCAUUAUUUGGUGUUGCAAUUAAACAACAAAAUAGAACUGUUUGGGAAAUCUCUUCUUUGGAUGAAAGUAAAGUCAAUGAGAACCUGCUUGAUUUUCACAGAAGGUACUUCACUAGAAUAUAUCCAUCUGGGUCUCGAGUAGAUUCAAGCAAUUAUGAUCCUAUUCCAGCAUUUAAUAGUGGAUCAUAAAUAGUGGCACUCAAUUUUCAGACCAAUGAUAUGCCUAUGUUACUAAAUAUGUGUAAAUUUAUGGAAAAUGGAGGGAUUGAAUCUGGAUAUGUGUUGAAACCAUAAUGGAUGAGAUCGGAUGGGAAAAAAAAGAUUGGCGAGUUCAGUUCCACUCAAUUAUCCUUCACUCUUAGUUUAUUGGUUGGUUAUAAUCUUAGAUAAUUAAAUGUAUUAUAAUUCUCUUUAUUAAAAGAAUUAAAACGCAAAGGUUAACCCUUAAAUUAAGAUCUCAAUACGAGGUCUGCUAUAGGAUGAAUCAAAUAACAAACCGCAGAUUGCAACCAUCUCAUAAAGUGGAUUAAAUCCUUAAUUUAAUUUUAUCUAUAAAUACAAUAUAAAAUGCCCAGACUUGGCAUUUUUGAUAUUUGAGGUACUCGAUGCCAGCAAAACCUUCUUAGGAUGGAGUGCCAUACCUCUCUCAUGCAUGUCUUUUGGCUANACCAAUCAUAUAUCAUGGAUUCACAAUGACUUCAAGAAUAUCAUUUGAAUCUGUCAUUCAAACCAUCAAAGAAUAUGGAUUUAAAUAUUCCAAAUACCCAUUGAUUCUCUCCCUCGAAGUCCAUUGUUGUGUUAAGCAAUAGGAUGUUAUGGCAGAUAUUUUAAAAACCUAUUUAAAUGAAAAUCUCUUACUUUUACCAGAUGAUUAUAAGUCUUCUGAAUACUAUCCGAAACUAAAUAAGCUAUAUUACAAAGUAAUCAUAAAGCAUCGAGGUAAGAUGAAAUCGAGUUUACAAUAUCGAGAAAGAUUCAUAUCAAUAUCUCCAAUUAAUAUACUUUAGCCUAAUUUUGAAGAAUCUGAAAGUCCUGACAUAAUUAAAAGACCAAGCCUUUCAAUAUAAGCUGAUUAGUAAUAAUUAAAUACACCAACCACUCUGAAGCCAAGAUCUUAAAAGUCAUUCAAGAGACAAGAUCAUGGAUUACCUAUGCUUUAACUUAGAAACACUAUUAAUCCUUUUUAGAUUGAUGAGGAGAUGAAGCCAAAUAAAGUAAUACACAAGACUAAAACAGAAACAACACUAAGACCUAAAUAUAAGAUCUCAAAUAUUGAAACUCAGUUUUAAUUUGAUGCACCUAAUCCAAGAUGUUAAAUUGUGCAAUUACCAUUAAAGGUGGAUUCUGAUGAAGAUAUAUCUAUUGACAAAGCGAAAAAAGAGAAAGCUGAAAGUCUCAAGAUGAGUUCAAUAACAGCAUUAUUUGGUGUUGCAAUUAAACAACAAAAUAGAACUGUUUGGGAAAUCUCUUCUUUGGAUGAAAGUAAAGUCAAUGAGAACCUGCUUGAUUUUCACAGAAGGUACUUCACUAGAAUAUAUCCAUCUGGGUCUCGAGUAGAUUCAAGCAAUUAUGAUCCUAUUCCAGCAUUUAAUAGUGGAUCAUAAAUAGUGGCACUCAAUUUUCAGACCAAUGAUAUGCCUAUGUUACUAAAUAUGUGUAAAUUUAUGGAAAAUGGAGGGAUUGAAUCUGGAUAUGUGUUGAAACCAUAAUGGAUGAGAUCGGAUGGGAAAAAAAAGAUUGGCGAGUUCAGUUCCACUCAAUUAUCCUUCACUCUUAGUUUAUUGGUUGGUUAUAAUCUUAGAUAAUUAAAUGUAUUAUAAUUCUCUUUAUUAAAAGAAUUAAAACGCAAAGGUUAACCCUUAAAUUAAGAUCUCAAUACGAGGUCUGCUAUAGGAUGAAUCAAAUAACAAACCGCAGAUUGCAACCAUCUCAUAAAGUGGAUUAAAUCCUUAAUUUAAUUUUAUCUAUAAAUACAAUAUAAAAUGCCCAGACUUGGCAUUUUUGAUAUUUGAGGUACUCGAUGCCAGCAAAACCUUCUUAGGAUGGAGUGCCAUACCUCUCUCAUGCAUGUCUUUUGGCUAUAGGGCUGUUUAAUUACUGAGUUAAUACUUAAAGCCUUUGCCAAAGAGUUGCCUCCUUGUUCAUGUUCAAAAAAACACUGAAUGA